Molecule: messenger RNA, 2027 nt
Organism: Oncorhynchus mykiss (rainbow trout)
Lineage: Eukaryota; Metazoa; Chordata; Actinopteri; Salmoniformes; Salmonidae
Product: serine/arginine-rich splicing factor 5
Cellular component (GO): nucleus; cytoplasm
Molecular function (GO): mRNA binding
Source: RefSeq, a predicted model, not a curated record
GAACGUUUUUUGAUAGGUCUGCAGGACUGGAACACGCCCACCACCCUUGGUGCUGAUGAACAUCCGGUUUCCUCAUCUUUCUCUCACUCGGAGUCGCCAUUUUGAUACACAUCAACCAAGCAAGCACACUACCAGAAGUAACGAAGACAACGGCAAGGAUAACUAUGAGUGGAUGUCGAGUGUUUAUCGGUCGUUUGAGCCCUCAUGCUCGUGAGCGGGACGUGGAGAAGUUCUUCAAAGGUUAUGGAAGGAUCCGGGAAGUAAAUUUGAAGAACGGAUUCGGCUUUGUGGAGUUUGACGACCACAGAGACGCUGAUGAUGCAGUUUACGAGCUGAAUGGCAAGGAACUCUGUAGUGAAAGGGUGACUAUAGAGCAUGCUCGCUCCAGAAGAGGGAGGGGUGGUGGACCCGGGAUGGGCGGCGGAGGAGGAGGAGGAGGACGUUUCUCUCCUCGUUUCAGCAGCUACCGCCAGGGGUCUGGUGAUCGCCGCGGUGGAGGUGGCGGAGGCUCCAGUAGGUAUGGUCCUCCAGUGCGCACUGAGCACAGAAUCAUCGUGGAGAACCUGUCGUCGCGCAUCAGUUGGCAGGACCUGAAAGAUCUCAUGAGGAAAGUUGGAGAGGUCACCUUUGUGGAUGCCCACCGAACCAACAAGAAUGAAGGGGUGGUGGAGUUCGCGUCACACAGUGAUAUGAAGAACGCCCUUGAUAAGCUGGACGGAACAGACUUGAAUGGACGAAAGCUGAAGCUGUCUGAGGAUCGCAAGAGCCGCCGCAGCAGGAGUCGUUCCCGUGGCUCUCGCAGCUACUCCCGGUCCCGUAGCCGUUCCCGGUCCCCCCGUUCCAAGUCCCCCAGCCGCAGCAGGAGCCGUAAUCGCUCCAGGAGCCCCCGCUCUGCCAGCCGUACUCCGGAGAAGAAGCCUUCCUCAGGAGGAGGAGGAGGGGGCAGGGCUGCACAUCGCUCCACUUCACGUUCCCCCUCCCGUUCCAAAUCUCGUUCCCGUACCCCUCCCGCACGUUCCCGCUCCCCUGCCCCCCGUUCCCGUACCCCUCCCCCACGCUCCCGCUCCCCUGCCCCCCGUUCCCGUACCCCUCCCCCACGCUCCCGUUCUCCUGCCCCGGCCCGGAAGCCGUCCCGGUCUCGGUCCCCCUCGGUGGAGAGCCAGCACUGAGCCGCUCUGAGGGGAGCUGUUGAGGAAUAGUCCAGUGGAAGGAGUAGAGACUCGUUGGAGUGGAACACUGAUAAAGUUCUGUUUGUUCCAUACCAAUGAGUCUGUCCUCCCGAUUUUUAAAAGUGACCACCAGUCUCCACUGGUGUAGUGGUAUGUAUGGACUGAAGGGAAUGUCAUGCUGGAACCGUGGCACCUGGCGUUGUGCCAGCCUGCCUGCCUGCCUGCUAGUGGGUUGUAAAUGAAGAGGAGCCUUGCCUUGGGUGUAAUGCCCUCUCUCCCACAAUCUAAUUUUAAAAUCUGAGCUUUAGUCCUGGUUGGUUCAGUUCCUCUUGGCCCUGGACUGGUUAUUUUAUGAUUAUAGGUUGGAUCCUGCGUCCCCCCAAUUCAACUUCUAAUUUAGUCUUUUAUUGCUAUCUGAAUAAUUAAAAAUUUUUUCUUUCUUUUUUUUGUUAAUGAAAUGUACAGUGUGAUUUGAGAGCUUUUGAUUGGGUCGCUGUCCUGUUGAAUAUCUGUAUCGUUGUCCCUGCAGGUUUGUAAGUCUCGUUGUGAUUGAUAAGUUGUAUGAAAUGUACAAUUGUUUUGAAGUGAACUUUGUCUAAUCAAUACAAUGUUGUUUUUUUCUUCCCUUGUUUUUGUCUUAUCUGUGUUCCAAUCCACACUCUAAUUAAUAGUUAAGUUAAAAUGCCACCAAAAUGAUUUGGAUGGGUGUUGUGAAGUAAUUUUAUCUACUAUUAGGUUUUUGUUGCUUUUUAACGAUGAUUGAGUAUACUGAAUAAGCAUUUUGCAAAUUAAGUGAUUUUUGUCUUUAAAAAAAUAUAUAUAUAUAAACAUAAGACUACAAUUGCGUAGUCUAAACCA